This is a messenger RNA of Papaver somniferum (opium poppy), 1053 nucleotides long. Its product is annotated as photosystem I P700 chlorophyll a apoprotein A1-like. Lineage: Eukaryota; Viridiplantae; Streptophyta; Magnoliopsida; Ranunculales; Papaveraceae. The transcript has 4 exons. Bases 1 to 1053 code for a protein of 350 amino acids. Gene Ontology annotation, biological process: photosynthesis. Gene Ontology annotation, cellular component: thylakoid; membrane. The record is from RefSeq and is a predicted model, not a curated record.
AUGGAGGGUUACAGUCCUGAAUCUGUUUCGGCUUCAGCCACUCGAAUUUUCGAUAGUCCUUUUUAUUUCUCAUCAAAGGAAGGACAUCUUCUUCUGAAAACCAUAGCUAUUCUUAGUAUGAUAUUGGGGAAUCUCAUUGCUAUUACUCAAACAAGUGAAGCGUAUGCUUGCAUAUCCAUCCAUAGGCCAAAUUGGGAACUUUUGCUUGCAUUGUAUCAUUUGGUCUACGUAUCAGAACUGAUAACAUUCGAGAUUAUGCAGGAUUAUACACGAAAGAUCACUUUUGGUCCUCUUUUUAGCCCCAUGUCUCUUAUCCCCAGGAGGUUUCUUUGUAUGUGUUGUCCGGGAAGAGGAGGACUCAAUGAUUAUUCGUUCGCCAGAACCAUAAGUUUAAAUUUUGGUGGAUCGAGAUCCCGUGAAAUUCGUUCGCCAAAACCAGAAGUUCAAAUUUUGGUGGAUCGAGAUCCCGUAAAAACUUCUUUCGAGGAAUGGCCCAGAUCAGGUCAUUUUUCAAGAACAAUAGCUAAAGGCCAUGAUACUAUCACUUGGAUCUGGAACCUACAUGCCGAUGCUCACGAUUUCAAUAGCCAUACCAGUGAUUUGGAGGAGAUCUCCCGAAAAGUAUUUAGUGCCCAUUUCGGUCAACUCUCUAUCAUGUUUCUUUGGAUGAGUGCCAUGUAUUUCCAUGGUGCCCGCUUUUCAAAUUAUGAAGCAUGGCUAAGCGAUCCUACUCAUAUUAGACCCAUCGCUCAAGUGGUUUGUCCAAUCGUGGGCCAAGAAAUACUGAAUGAUGAUGUGGGUGGUGGUUUCCGAGGAAUACAAAUAACCUCUGGAUUUUUUCAGAUUUGGAGAGCGUCUGGAAUAACUAGUGAAUUGCAACUCUAUUGUACUGCAAUUGGUGCAUUAAAAUUUGCGGCGUUAAUGCUUUCUGUUGGUUGGUUCUAUAUGAGUUUGAAGAUGCACAUCCGUUUUAUUCUCUUUUUAUCAUGGAAAGGUCUGUUUGUAGUCAGCAUUAGCAUGUUUAAAGAGAAAAAACAAAGAGAAACGACGUAA